Aureobasidium namibiae CBS 147.97 is the source of this 1374-nucleotide messenger RNA. Its product is annotated as nuclear distribution protein PAC1. Lineage: Eukaryota; Fungi; Ascomycota; Dothideomycetes; Dothideales; Saccotheciaceae. The transcript is spliced from 3 exons. The coding region runs from base 1 to 1374 and encodes 457 amino acids. Gene Ontology annotation, biological process: nuclear migration; microtubule organizing center organization; establishment of mitotic spindle orientation. Gene Ontology annotation, cellular component: cytoplasmic microtubule; nuclear envelope; kinetochore. The record is from RefSeq and is a predicted model, not a curated record. Gene Ontology annotation, molecular function: microtubule plus-end binding; dynein complex binding.
AUGUCCAAUCUUUUGACUCAGCGACAAGCUGAAGAGCUCCACAAGUCCUUGAUCGCCUACCUCACUGCCGCCGGCUUGACAAACACGGCCGCGUCCCUCCGCGAAGAACUAAACAUCGGCGACGAAUUCGAUGAUGCUACGCGAAGGAAAUAUGAGGGUUUGCUGGAGAAGAAGUGGACCAGCGUAGUCCGCUUGCAAAAGAAGAUAAUGGACCUCGAAUCACGCAACACAACCCUACAAACAGAACUCGAUACUGCCACUCCUACUUCACUGUCGCGUCGCAACCACGAUCCCGCCACCUGGCUACCACGAUCCCCAGCCCGCCACACCCUUCAAUCCCACCGUCAAUCCGUCACAUGUGUCGCCUUUCAUCCCGUCUUCUCCUCUCUGGCCUCGGGUUCUGAAGAUGCUACAAUCAAGAUUUGGGACUGGGAGCUGGGUGAACUCGAACGCACAAUUAAAGGUCACACAAAAGGUGUCCUCGAUAUCGACUAUGGUGGUCCGCGCGGAGGCACGCUUUUGGCCAGCUGUAGUUCCGAUCUGACCAUCAAGCUUUGGGACCCUAGCGACGAAUACAAAAAUAUUCGCACUCUACCAGGCCACGACCAUAGUGUAUCGGCGGUGCGCUUCAUCCCUUCGGGUGCGGCUGGUGCCCCAUCGAGUGGAAACCUCUUGGCCAGUGCUAGUAGAGACAAGACCAUCAGGAUCUGGGACGUCACGACUGGGUACUGCGUCAAGACCAUUCGUGGUCACGCUGAUUGGGUGCGCGAUGUCGCUCCCAGUUUCGAUGGCCGCUGGCUCCUCUCGGUCGGAAACGACCAGACCGCUCGCUUGUGGGACACCCAAUCUGGCGAUGCAAAGGUCACCUUUGUCGGCCACGAGCACGUAAUCGAAUGUUGUACAUUUGCUCCAGCAGCAGCAUAUUCUCAUUUGGCAUCGAUGGCAGGCCUCAAGAAAGCUCCUCCAUCAACCAGCUCCGCAGAGUUUGUCGCUACCGCUGGUCGCGACAAACUCAUCAAGUUGUGGGACGCUCGAGGAACCUUGAUCAAAACACUUGUCGGGCACGAUAACUGGGUGCGAGCUCUGCUGUUCCAUCCAGGAGGCAAAUAUCUCCUCAGUUGCGCGGACGACAAAACGAUACGCUGCUGGGAUUUGUCGCAAGAAGGUAAAUGUGUCAAAACUAUUGAUGACGCCCAUGGUCACUUCGUCAGCAGUAUGCGCUGGGCGCCAGGUGUGAUCAAGGAUGCUGCAGCUGCCAACAACGAUGCUGCUACCAACGGAUCCAAAACGGGUGAUGAAGCGGCCAAAGUCAGCAUCCGCUGUGUCAUUGCAACAGGCAGUGUCGAUCUGAACGUCCGAGUCUUUGCAUCAUAG